Molecule: messenger RNA, 4220 nt
Organism: Podarcis muralis (Common wall lizard)
Lineage: Eukaryota; Metazoa; Chordata; Lepidosauria; Squamata; Lacertidae
Gene: ARB2A
Product: ARB2 cotranscriptional regulator A
Biological process (GO): regulatory ncRNA-mediated heterochromatin formation
Cellular component (GO): nucleus
Molecular function (GO): siRNA binding
Source: RefSeq, a predicted model, not a curated record
CGCCUCUCGUCUGUGGAGCUGAGGGGAAAGGAAAGGGCGGGAAAAAGGGGGAAGGCAAAGCGAGCAAGCGAGGGCGGGACAACCCUCCCACCCCCCAUUACAAAACAGUGAGGCGAGAAGCGGCGGCGCGUCUCCCGGUAACAAGCCUUGGCCACGCCCCCUCCCCUCCCCUCCACCGGGAAGGGCGGCAGCAGCUCAUCCUCCCAAGAUUGAUGCAUGUUCCCUCCAUUAUUUUAAUCUGGCUGAGAAUUUGGAUAAGCAUGGCACAGCUUCAACAGGGAGGUCCUGAUGAAAAAGAGAAGACUACAGCAUUAAAGGAUUUGUUGUCUAGAAUAGACUUGGAUGAACUGAUGAAAAAAGAUGAGCCACCUCUUGAGUUUCCUGAUACACUUGAAGGAUUUGAAUAUGCUUUUAAUGAAAAGGGACAGUUAAGACAUAUAAAAACGGGAGAGCCAUUUGUUUUUAACUACCGUGAAGAUUUGCACAGAUGGAACCAAAAGCGCUAUGAAGCUCUUGGAGAGAUCAUCACCAAAUAUGUAUAUGAACUACUGGAAGAAGAAUGCCAUUUGAAAAAAGUAUACAUACCGGUAGAUGCCAUGGAAGGUGAACCUCGGAGUUUUAUCUUUAUGAGUGAGGAUGCAAUGACAAAUCCAGACAAACUGAUGGUUUUAAUUCACGGUAGCGGUGUUGUUCGAGCAGGACAGUGGGCAAGAAGGCUUAUUAUAAAUGAAGAUCUGGACAGUGGCACUCAGAUUCCAUACAUUAAAAGAGCUAUUGAGGAAGGCUAUGGAGUAAUAGUACUGAAUCCAAAUGAGAACUAUAUUGAGAUUGAAAAGACAAAAGCCCAAGUACAGCUGUCUCCUGAUAGCUCAGAUGAACCUGCAGAAAAGAGAGAGAGAAAAGAUAAAAUCCAAAAAGAUACAAAGAAGCGACGGGACUUCUAUGAGAAAUAUCGGAAUCCACAAAAAGAAAAGGAAACAGUGCAAUUGUAUAUUAGAGUCUCCGCGGAGCGCAACCCGAAAAGGCUUAACCUGAAGCGACUUCAACCCGAGGAAAAUGGCUCUCCUGAAGAACAUGCAAUUUACAUAUGGGACCACUUUAUCUCCCAAUCAGCAGCUGAAAAUGUUUUUUUUGUGGCUCACAGUUAUGGUGGACUUGCAUUUGUGGAAUUGAUGAUUCAACGAGAGGCAGAAGUAAAGAAUAAAGUUACUGCUGUGGCAUUGACGGACUCAGUUCACAACGUGUGGCACCAAGAAGCUGGCAAAACUAUUCGAGAGUGGAUGCGAGAGAACUGCUGUAAUUGGGUGUCAAGUUCAGAUCCUCUAGAUACAUCAGUAGAGUCCAUGUUACCUGACUGUCCACGUGUCUCUGCAGGCACGGAGCGGCACGAGCUGACCUCGUGGAAGAGCUACGCGUCGAUCUUCCGCUUCUUCGGCGACGCCAUGGAGGCGAAGAGCAGCUCGGGCAAAGCGGCUCCGACGCGCCGCUCGCAGCGGAUCCGCUACGAGGAGCUGUAACCGGGCGGGUGGGCGGGCGGGAGCCGGCGCCUGCUUGCCUGCCUGCCUUCCCGCCUGGGCGGCGGCGCUCGGCAGUCCCAGCCCCUCAUUAGAUUGUUUUCUUCCUAGAGCACAGGGUCGCCGUGUCUACAUCUAAGUAGCGUUUUGCAUUAUUUCUAGAUGAGUGCAACUGUCAAAGCAAUAUGGGUUCACUGGUUGUGCUUCCUGUGGGCUGCGGCGGGGAUUUCGGGCUGCCCAUCAGUGCGCAGAUUAAGGCUGACAGCAGCACCGCACCGCGCAGCCUGGUGCAGCUCUAAUUGCCCUGACAGAGCCCGGCACCGAGCUGAUGGCGGGCGGACGCGGCGCCUCCCGGGUCCUAGCGCCCGGCCCUCCCUCGCCCCUCCCCGCCGUCGGAGCUCACAUUUAGUUCUCCUUGAUUUUAAUGGUGGACUUCAACUCUCGCUAACCAUGGUCCCGCCCACGCGUUAGGCUCUUUAAUGAUUUCCCGCAAACGCUUUGGGCGGGUUUUUUUUAAAUAAUAAUAAUAAUAAAAUAUUUCCGUGCUUUUUAAAUUCAGGGGCCCUAAUAAACUGUAUUGACUCAAUGGUAGCGAUCCUAAGCCCUUCACGUUUGUGAGACUUACGGUACGUGUCGCGUCAAUGUGUUUACUCCAGCAAUGGCUAUUUUACUCUUUCUACUUCAGGCUGCGGAGAGGCUGUGCCACCCAAACUGAAACCAUACAUUUAAUCAGUGGGUGCUUUGUUUGGUGUUUAUUAAUGAGGAAGACUUGAGCGACUUCAGCAAAUCUGAGCAUGGAAAGAGGACUUUAUUUUACUUCCAAAUGCGCCAAAACUACCGAGCGCUCUUUACUUAUGUGGUUCCUAGGCAGUUUGCUGAGUCAUUAAAAAAAAAACCCUAAAAGGAUGUUUUAGCGACAAAUGUAAUAUAGAGCAAAUAAUACCAGUAUUUAAAAUGUUGCUUCUAAUACUUGGUUGAAACGUUUAUUUUUUAUUCUAACAGAAUCUCUAUUUUGUAACAAAUCAGAUAGCGAAGAACUUUUUUAAAGAUCCUGGACGCUCCCAGGACGCCGCCUCUCCGCCCUGGGCGAGGCCGGGGCAGCAGAGCUUUCCAUUCCUUGCUGAAACAGGGUCCGCCUUUGCCGGGAGGGGCGACUUCCCCCCUCCCUGCCGAAAGAUCUUUUUGCUCACUCAAUCUGUUGAACUCCUGAAGCCAGUUUCGAUUUACCUUCACCGUCUGGUGACACUGUGAAAUAUUAAUAGCAAAAAAAGAAAGAAAGAAAAGAAGCAUGUAUUACUGACGUUGCUAAUCACUUUUGUUAUAAGCAAGAGGACGUCGUUUUUACAUUCCUUAAAUUCCUCAUGGCUUUCAAUGAGUCCUGACUCUUUAUAGUUCCACGCAGACCUAAAAGUCCAUCUGUUGUCACCGGGUGUUUCCAGUUACCAUGAUACUCAGUGGGGUCUGCCUUUCACCCAACGCCGCAAAUUCACGGGCUUCUAAGACCCAAACUCGUGGCCAGUGGGGUCCCUAUGGGCCUCACCUCACAUCCCCCAAAGCUCUGCCCGACCCGGACUCCAAGCCUGGGGCGCCCUCUCCACGUUCCCGGCCAGGCCACGAGGCUCAGCUGACUGCCGGCUUGCGCCGAGGGAUCCCCAUCGGACGGCAACCCGGCCUCUUCCAGAGCAGCAGCGCCUGGCUGGUGCUCGAGUAGACGCGCCGGGGCACCAAGGAGCCUUUGAACUUUUCCUGGCCUCCCCUCUCAGAUGUUACCCGAGCGAAAGAGGGGGUCACAUUUCAUCUCAUGCAUGCAUUCAGUGGCUGGGCGAUUUCGUUAGAUACCCACCACCAGCUCGUUUGAAAGGGAAGCUUUGGGGAUUUCAGAACAGACGUGUUGGCGCACGUCUUUGAAAGCGCUGCUGUUAAGAUUAUCCCAAAGGGCGCAAUUCGGGUUAAGGGGCCCUGUCGGUGCAAAGUGGAGAGAGAGAAGGGCUUUCCCUUCCAUCGGAAACCUGCCAGCGCCAUCUCUCUGGGGGCAGAUUCAAAGCCAGAGUCAAGUGGCUCCAAGUACAGGGGUGAAGGUGGCCUGUCUCGGCGCGCCCGCUUCCCCGCCUGACCUCUUCUGCUCUGUGAAGGGGUGACCUUUCAGACUGGCAGGUUGCACACCUACUCUUCUGUGCAGGGAGAAUGAACUGUCGGGCAGGCUGGCGGCAGGAAUAGUCUCCUGAUCGCUUCCCUGGUGACCAUCUCCCCCACCUGAUGGUCCCGGUCUCCUGUUUCCCCCUUCUCUGGAACUGCUCCUCUCUCUCACACACACACACCCGCCUGGGCCCACCUUAACGUCAGCUUCAGGGUGGUAGACGGUCGACCUGGUCUUUUUUCUUAUCCAUGCUUUUUCUUUCCUUAGCUGUGAUCUUGUGGGCUUUUCCCACAGCAACCCUUGCCCUGUCUUUUGUGAAAGCCUCUGGGGCUCUGCAAAGUGCCAAAUCUCACCAAAUGAGUUUUUUCCUCCUCUCCAAAGUGUCACGGUUGAGGUUUCUCCUCCUUCCGGUGUGGUCCCACUAGCCCCUUGCUCUGUAUCUCGUGCCGUUGCCUGGGUUGUGUUCUCGCUGCUUCUGGACCCAACUGUAAAGCACACAGGGAGCUGUUCAAAGGGUUGUCUCUUUCUGUUUACACUGAACCAAUAAAAAAAUGGUUUCUCUUUUAAAA